AUGCCCAGUACUGGUGGACGGCCCGAGGGAACGCGUAUGACUUUCGCACUCCCCUUUGAGUCAGCCCUCGAGGACAUGAUCGAGGGAACGUACGAGGCAUCUGAGGAUCGAUAUGAUCCAGAGGAUACUGGUGAUGACCACACGCGGAUGGUCAACAUGCGCGUUAGACGGCGCAUGGUGGUAUUAUCAAACGGUCUUAAUGAGAUUCUUUCUCAAGCGUUUGCCACCUUGGCCAUUCCCGGUGGGUGUGUCGAUGGGCAGCCUGCAAACGACAACGAUGCUGGAGGAGCGCAUGUGGCAGCGGGGCAAAGGGAGAGCGGCAAUAGGACCUCGGUCGAAACCUCGAUGCGCGACAAAGCGUCCAUGACUAGGGAUAUCUGGGGAUUGGUACGCAUGGCCCGGGCACUGAGGAAGGAGGCGGAGAUGGUGAUGAAGGAGUGCGCACUUUGGGACGCCGAUUCUGGGCUCAAGAAUGCCCAUGUCAGAAAGAGGAUGUUGGAAAUCCAACUCAUGGCGCACAAGAUAAUGCUGUCGAGCGUUUCCAUCCUCAGAUUCAUCGGUCCAGCCUUCGAACGCCGGAUCGAAAUGGACCGGGCAAGGAGAAGGGCUGAAAAGAGGGACUCCUGUGUUUGGUCUGUAAUUAGCAUGUGUCGCUCCUCGUUGGAGCACGUGGACGAUGUCCUCGAUCACUCCCUAGACUGGUAG
Molecule: messenger RNA, 705 nt
Organism: Suillus paluster
Lineage: Eukaryota; Fungi; Basidiomycota; Agaricomycetes; Boletales; Suillaceae
Exons: 2
Coding region: 1-705 (234 amino acids)
Source: RefSeq, a predicted model, not a curated record